CUUAAAUUUUUUUUCAAUAAAAAAAAUUAAGGGUAAUAUAUGAUGGCAUAUAGAUUACCAUUUACAAAAUUAUUACAUCAUCCUACAAAAAAUUUGUUAAUCCUUGUAUUUGGUUCACAUUUUCAUGCAUUAGAUACAAGUACAGGUGCAUUGAUAUCAACAACUCGUUCAUUAGUUUCAUCUUCGAACAAUGAUUCUAUUGAUAACAACAACACCACCGUCGUUAACAACACCGAAACUGAUAAUUCUUCAUCGAAUUCAAUACAUCCUAAAUAUAUAAUCCCUUCUACUGAUGCUCAUCUAGCUACAAUAAGAACAUUAGCAUUUUAUGACCGAGUUUAUUUCAAUACAUCAUCCUCUUCGAUAUCAUCGACGUUAUUGGCUACAAGUGAUGAAAAUAAAAUAUUAAAAAUUUGGAAUUGCGAUGAAUGGAAAUUACGAAAUACAAGACCGGUACAAAAACGUGUUGUAUCAAUAGCUUUCAAUAAAGAUGGAUCACAAAUUGUAAUUGCUGAUAAAUUUGGGGAUGUUUACAGUCAUCCAUUAGAUCCACCCGAAGAUAAACAAAAUGCUUCUACUUUAUUAUUAGGACAUGUAUCAAUGGUUACUGACAUGGUAAUAACACCAAAUAAUAAGUAUGUUAUUACAUGUGAUCGAGAUGAGCAUAUACGUGUAAGUAGAUUCCCAAAAGGAUACAACAUUGAAUCUUAUUGUUUAGGUCAUAAACAGUUUGUAUCUAAAAUACAUAUAUUACCAUGGGCAAAUGAUCUAUUGAUAUCGGCCGGUGGUGAUGAUUUUAUAGCAUUAUGGGAUUAUGUUCCCGGAAAAUUAUUACAAACUCUUAAUAUUAAAGAAAUUAUUGAAACCAAGGAAACUUACAAUGAUGAAGAAGAAACGUAUGUAGAUUCUGAAGAUUCAAAUUCAAUUGUUAUCACAUCUAUAACAAGUAGCCCGAUAUCAAAACAUAUAGCUCUAACUAUAGAAAAAUUUCCUGGAAUUGUAAUACUUGAUUGGAAUGAAACUGAAAAACAAAUUCAAUAUCUUCAAACAUUAAAUUUAUCUAUUGAUCCACUAGAUUUAGCUUAUGAUAUUGAUGGUAAUCUAUGGGUUUCUAAUUAUGUAAAAGAAGAACAAUCUAAUGAGAGUUUAAUUACUGUUUUCAAAAAAAAUGAUAAUGAGUAUGAAAAAGUUCCUGAAGAUCAUUCAUUAGUUAAGCAGAUUAAUGAAUAUGGUUCAACUACAGUCGAAAUAAUUCCUGAUCUAUAUAUUACGAGUCAAUUACGUAAAAAUCUAGUUGAUUGGAGAGAACAAGAUGACGAUGAUGAUGAUGCACAAAGUUUAGAAGGAGAAGGAAAUAAUAAUACAUCUAAACAAAAGAAAUCACAAGGAUCAAAAAGAAAUAAAAAAAGAGUAAAAAUAGAAUGAAAUUUUUUUUUUUAAAAAAAAAAUAGUUAGUAUAUAAAAUAAGAAUUAUAAAAAAGAAAGAAUAAAAUAACU
Molecule: messenger RNA, 1497 nt
Organism: Rhizophagus irregularis DAOM 181602=DAOM 197198
Lineage: Eukaryota; Fungi; Glomeromycota; Glomeromycetes; Glomerales; Glomeraceae
Biological process (GO): RNA (guanine-N7)-methylation; tRNA modification
Cellular component (GO): nucleus; cytosol; tRNA methyltransferase complex
Molecular function (GO): protein binding
Source: RefSeq, a predicted model, not a curated record